Molecule: messenger RNA, 1281 nt
Organism: Haemonchus placei
Lineage: Eukaryota; Metazoa; Nematoda; Chromadorea; Rhabditida; Trichostrongylidae
Source: the annotation of a GenBank genome assembly
AUGAUUGACGAGGCGAAGCGAAUUGAUCGUAUGGAUUCACCGUUUAGACCGAUCAAUAUGAAAUCCAUACCAUCUCUUGUAACUCCGAAUAAAACACCUGUGAAGCUGCAAGCGAAAGUCUCAGAGACAAGGAAUGCUGGGCAAUUUAAGCAUCGUAUGUUGGACAUGGUGGUCGGCAAAGACAAUCCACUUCGACGAAGGAAAAGCUUCACAGACAGGUUUCGCGAUUUGAUGCCUGAGCGAAGUGUCGACGAGAGUGUGUACGGUCUAGUGGACACUGUCUCCAAGCAUACGAAUGAUGUCAAUCCGCAAUUCCUGUCGCCUCGUAUUCUGCCAUUACUGCCGAACAAGUACAGCGCCCCAAAAUCACUGCUCUCACCAGAUUUGUUCCCUUUUUACAAAGAUGACACUGGUAAUAGUGUACUGCCAAUCCCAGAAGUGCUCGAAAAGUCUGGUCUGGAUGGAAACGAUCGUGGUGCUGUUCUGGAGCUGAUCAUGGAUGUUGCUGGUGUGAAUGAUAUCGUAGAAAAAUCGCUCAAUCUUAUGGAAGACAUGCAGCGAGUGGGAUUGGACAAAGAUUUGGUAUCGAUCACGAAUGCAAUCGAUAGGGCAUUCAUAGAACUGGAGAGGACCUUAAAAGCCGACCAACGACGUGAUCUUGCAGGACGUCAGUACUCAUAUCUUACAAAGGAUCAACUGAUGCAAUUGUAUGGAGAGAAUGGUAUUAUGAAUACCACAACCGCCAGUCUGCCCUUUGACAUCGAUGAGUUCGACUCCAUGAGUAAAUCGGAAAGAGAUGAAGCAUUGAAGAACACGAUUCGCCUCAUGGCUGACGAUCCGAAAGCUCUGUACCGGCAACGACGUCAAAAGCGAACUAUCAAGAUUCAUUCAAUUACAUUACAGUUGAACAUACUUGGUCCCGUCACGUUAUCGCCAAGUUUGUUCUCUCCCAAUGUGCUUUCACCGCUCCUACUGAGCCCACCAGUGAUUUCACCACAGGUUGGCAAUCCGCUUAUUUUCUCGCCUUACGUGCUCGGACCGAACACGAUUUCGGCGGCUGUAAUGAAUGCCUACGUGUUCUCACCAUAUGUACUGUCACCAAACGUCAUCAAUCCGUACGUACUGUCUCCGCUGAUCCUAUCACCGUAUGUGUUGUGCCCAGACGUGGUCUCACCGACCAUUCUAUCCGGUGUCGUCCUUUCUCCAUCGGUUCUCUCCCCAUCAAUUUUCACUGAAUCAGCACUAUCAAUUAAUGUGCUUUCACCAUCAGUUCUAUCCUAA